CGGUGGCUUCAUCACAGCAUCCAUCGCCGCCGGCCACCACCACCACCACCGCCGCCGCCGUCUUACUCUCUCUGUCUCGAGCUCGAGCUUGUUGUUGUUGAUAUGGCGAUGGUGUUGCCGGAGACGGCGGCGGAGGGGAAGGCGCUGACGGACGCGUGGGACUACAAGGGGAGGCCGGCGGGGAGGGCGGCCACCGGCGGGUGGGGCUGCGCGGCGAUGAUCCUCGGGGCGGAGCUGUUCGAGCGGAUGACGACGCUGGGCAUCGCCGUCAACCUGGUGCCGUACAUGACCGGGACGAUGCACCUCGGCAAUGCCGCCGCCGCCAACACGGUCACCAACUUCAUCGGCACCUCCUUCAUGCUCUGCCUCCUCGGCGGCUUCGUCGCCGACACCUACCUCGGCCGCUACCUCACCAUCGCCAUCUUCGAGGCCGUCCAGGCCACCGGCGUGAUGAUACUCACGAUCUCCACGGCGGCGCCGGGGCUGCGGCCGCCGGCGUGCGGCGACCCGAAGGGGGCGAGCGCGGAGUGCGUGGCGGCGGACGGGACGCAGCUCGGGGUGCUCUACCUGGGGCUCUACCUGACGGCGCUGGGCACGGGGGGGCUCAAGUCCAGCGUCUCCGGCUUCGGCUCCGACCAGUUCGACGAGUCCGACGUCGACGGCGAGAGGAAGAAGAUGAUGCGCUUCUUCAACUGGUUCUACUUCUUCGUCAGCCUCGGCGCGCUGCUCGCCGUCACCGUGCUGGUGUACGUGCAGGACAACGUCGGACGCCGGUGGGGGUACGGCAUCUGCGCCGCCGGCAUCCUCGCCGGCCUCGCCGUGUUCCUCUCCGGGACCAGGAGGUACAGGUUCAAGAAGCUGGUGGGGAGCCCCCUCACCCAGGUCGCCGCCGUCACCGCCGCCGCCUGGAGCAAGAGGUCGCUGCCGCUGCCGUCCGACCCAGACAUGCUCUACGACGUCGACGACGCCGCCGCCGCCGGCCAUGACGUCAAGGGCAAGCAGAGGAUGCCACACAGCAAGGAGUGCCGGUUCCUGGACCAUGCGGCGAUCAUCGACAGGUCGGCGGCGGAGUCGCCGGCGACGGCGAGCAAGUGGAGGCUGUGCACGAGGACGGACGUGGAGGAGGUGAAGCAGGUGGUGCGGAUGCUCCCCAUCUGGGCGACCACCAUCAUGUUCUGGACCAUCCACGCCCAGAUGACCACCUUCGCCGUCGCGCAGGCCGAGCUCAUGGACCGCCGCCUCGCCGGCGGCUUCCUCAUCCCGGCGGGCUCCCUCACCGUCUUCCUCAUCGCCUCCAUCCUCCUCACCGUCCCCUUCUACGACCGCCUCGUCGUCCCCGUCGCGCGCCGCGCCACGGCCAACCCGCACGGCCUCACCCCGCUCCAGCGCGUCUUCGUGGGCCUCUCCCUCUCCAUCGCCGGCAUGGCCGUCGCCGCGGCCGUCGAGCGCCACCGCGCCACCGCCUCCGCCUCCGCCGCCGCCGCCGCGCCCACGGUGUUCCUCCUCAUGCCGCAGUUCCUCCUCGUCGGCGCCGGCGAGGCGUUCACCUACAUGGGCCAGCUCGACUUCUUCCUCCGCGAGUGCCCCAAGGGGAUGAAGACCAUGAGCACGGGCCUCUUCCUCAGCACCUGCGCCAUCGGCUUCUUCUUCAGCACGCUGCUCGUCACCAUCGUCCACAAGGUCACCGGCCAUGGCGCCCGCGGCGGCGGCUGGCUCGCCGACAACCUCGACGACGGCAGGCUCGACUACUUCUACUGGCUGCUCGCCGUCAUCAGCGCCAUCAACCUCGUCCUCUUCACCGUCGCCGCCAGGGGGUACGUCUACAAGGAGAAGCGCCUCGCCGACGCCGGCAUCGAGCUCGCCGACGAGGAGACCAUCGCCGUCGGCCACUAAUAGUGACCGAUCGAUGCGUCAGCAUGACAUACGCAAGCUAGCUACCAGUUAGCUGCACGCGUCGUGUAUGUACGUCGUCCUUGUAAUAACUUUGGUUUUUUCUUUUCUUGUAUUUUGAAUUUUUCUUCUUCUUCUUCUUCUUCUUCUUCUUCUUCUUCUUCUUCUUCUUCGUGUAUUGUAUUCGACGUAUUUCGCCGGGUAUAAUUUGGGUGUAUUCUCAUCGCACGUAUAAUUAAUUAAUUAACCAACUACGUAAUAACUACGUGGAGUUAAUUAAUGUGUACGUACGUGGGGUGUAUGUAGAAGGAAGAUAUAUACGUACGUAGGGAAGGGGGAGAUUUAUACGGCAAUGUAUAAUUUGCCACAAAGUGUAUUACUGAUGUAUAUGUUUAUACGUCUUUUAUACUGAUAGUGUGCAGGGCAGGAGGAAAUUCCUGCAUAUGCGAGGUGCGGGCGCACCUCUCAAUCUGAUCAAUAAAUUAAACACAAAAAAGUUUUUGUUCA
This is a messenger RNA of Oryza sativa Japonica Group (Japanese rice), 2397 nucleotides long. RefSeq names its product protein NRT1/ PTR FAMILY 6.3. Gene Ontology annotation, cellular component: membrane. NCBI's taxonomy places the organism in Eukaryota, Viridiplantae, Streptophyta, Magnoliopsida, Poales, Poaceae. Gene Ontology annotation, biological process: transmembrane transport; response to nitrate. The record is from RefSeq and is a predicted model, not a curated record. Gene Ontology annotation, molecular function: nitrate transmembrane transporter activity.